Molecule: messenger RNA, 1923 nt
Organism: Dioscorea cayenensis subsp. rotundata (Guinea yam)
Lineage: Eukaryota; Viridiplantae; Streptophyta; Magnoliopsida; Dioscoreales; Dioscoreaceae
Exons: 4
Coding region: 526-1308 (260 amino acids)
Source: RefSeq, a predicted model, not a curated record
UUAUACAAGAGUGAAUACCUUAUUCAUUUGAUAUCUUGAUUCAACCAUACACUUAGCUAAAACAGAUCCAUAUUAAUGAAUUUAAUCAGGAUCUUAACUAAAAGACCAAAUGUUACUUGGUCUCACAUAGGAUUCUCUUCGUAUAAGAAGAUAGCUUUUAACUUUUUCUUAAACACGUAGCCAUCUUUUUCUUUUCCAUCGAGCGACUAAAAAGCAACCAAACACUAAACACUACAAACCAAUUCACAGUAGUACCCUCAACUCCAAAAAGAAUUAGCAGCAGUUUCCUAUGUAAUGUAACAGCCCUCUUGGCCAGAGUGGCUCUACCAUAAUUUCCUCUCAAAAUCAUGCCCAUUUUCACACACUCUAUGCUAUCUGGGGACAACCUAAUUCCUUCCAGUAUCCAUACACUGUCUUCUUGCGCCCACGACAAGCUCUUCUUCUUCUCUUCCUCCUUCGAAUGGCCUUUAUUCCUUUAUUCCAAAUAUUAAGAACAAAGGAAUAGGAGAUCGGAAUAGGGAGACGAUGCAGACGUCAUCAUCCCGCCGGGAAGCCACGCCGGAAUACCGCCAUAAGCCCCCCGUCGGCUGCAUCUCCGGCAUUCUCCGACUACUCUCCGGCCGUCACUCCCGCAAGCGCCUCACCUCCGCUAGCAAAAAGGACAAGAUCACCGGACCAUCUCCUGUGAAACCGUCGCCGGAGCCGGUGAAGGAAGUGGAGAAGAAGGGAUCGGAACAUACCUUGAUGCCGGAGAAGAAGACACUCGCAAUGCUGGCUAUCGGAGAACCCCGGCGGCGAUCUUGUGAGACACCACGUAGCCCGACGAUAACACCGGAGAUCCGACGAUCCUCCGCCGAUAGCCCUCGCCGGUCGUCGGCACUGGUGGCGCGGCUCAUGGGCCUCGAUGACGCUCCAACGAGCUUCCCCGAAUCCGCAGCGGAGAAGCGGCGAAAGCUCUUGGGAGCGCUGGAAAGAUGCGAUGAGGAUUUAAAGGCCUUGAAGCGGAUCAUCGAGACCGUACAGCUGGCAGAGCUCCGAACGAAACAGAUCAACACCGUUGGUUCACUCGAUGAGCGUGGCCAGGUUAAAGUUCGAUGCCGUUUGGACUGUGGAGAUUUGACGGUGAAAGCGGGAUCUAAGGACAUUAACGGCGAACAGCCCAGCCCAGUGUCGGUGCUCGACGUGAUUACGUCACCGAGGUUUCGCGCCAAUAAAUCCGAUAAAUCCAUUGGAUCAAGAACUCAAGAAACAUCACCUUUGGGUGUGUUCUCCCAACCAGGUGAUAGUGAAAAGAGUAGCAGUGGUUAACUCAAGAGACAAAUCUUUUGAACAAAAUGGAAUGCGAAUUAAGAGAAAGGAAGGGCCUCGGCAGAAGAGGAGCAAGGCCAUGGCGGAGAACGUAAGGGAAGUGUGGGAAGAUGGUGUAUGGGAGGAGAGGUGGGAACUUGGAAGGAUAGGGGUUGGUUUGGAGAUUGAUAUAUUUGGGGACUUGGUUGAGGAGUUGGUUAAGGAGAUGGUUGGAUUUUACAAGUUGCUCUCAUUUCCAUUGAGGACUUGUAGGAAAAGAUUGUGUUUUUGAAUUUUUUUUUUUUUUUUAAAUUUGUGGGAAUAAAUAUUUGGAAUUAAAUUUGGUGUGAUGUUGGUUGUAGGUUUGUAGCUUGUUUACAAUGUUGCUACUGUGGAAGCAUGCAUUUCUGUUGGUUGUUUAUGUUUGUUUGUUGGUUAGUACUGAUUAGGUUCCUCCAAUGGUACAUUGCUGUGAUAAUUGUAGUACACUCAUAACUCAUAAGAGGGUUUUUAUGUCCUUGAGGUGAUGUGUUGUUCACCCAGAACUAAGUAGAUGUGUACUGCUAGUUUAAUUUCAUUGGAUAUUUCACAUUUUAUUUUAGUAUUUAAGAAAAAUUAUUUAUUAAUCUUUGUAAA